This is a messenger RNA of Aspergillus aculeatinus CBS 121060, 966 nucleotides long. Its product is annotated as DUF726 domain protein. The transcript has a single exon. NCBI's taxonomy places the organism in Eukaryota, Fungi, Ascomycota, Eurotiomycetes, Eurotiales, Aspergillaceae. Gene Ontology annotation, molecular function: glutaminyl-tRNA synthase (glutamine-hydrolyzing) activity. The coding region runs from base 214 to 795 and encodes 193 amino acids. Gene Ontology annotation, biological process: regulation of translational fidelity; glutaminyl-tRNAGln biosynthesis via transamidation. The record is from RefSeq and is a predicted model, not a curated record.
CCGCCCUUUUAUUGGAGGACAGCCAUUAUUGUUGUGAGGUGCUUUUUGCUCUCUUCCCUUCCUCCACCGCAGUUCACUGGGUCUCAAUCUCCAGCCUGUCUUGCUUGUUUAUCUCUCGCUUUGGCUUUUACAAUUGGCACAAGUUGUCUACUACAUUGUUCAAUCUGACCUACUACUUGCGCAACGUUUUACGCACUCAUCAUCACGACCGACAUGUUCUUGCGCCGCAGCAGCUCACGGCUAUCCGCCUUGUUGCGCCGUCAAUCUCCGCGCUCCCUUGUCGCCAAACAUCGCUCAUAUUCUACUUCCCAGCCUCAAGGACAAGAUGACAUUGACGCAAUUCUUGCAAAGCCGACUUGGUCUGUCCGCUCGCUGCUCCCCGACGAGACCGAUAAGCCCUCCAUUCCCUCGGUGACUCCCGAACAGCUUCGCCAUCUGCUCCGCUUGUCUGCACUGCCCCAACCCGCGAACGAGGAAGAGGAGAGAAAAAUGCUCGACACUCUGGAGUCCCAGAUCCAUUUUGUGAAGCAAAUCCAGCGCGUCGAUGCCAGCGGCGUUGAGCCUCUACAAAGCAUCCGCGACGAGACUCCUGAAGCGGUGAAGGAAAACACGAUUGGUCUGGAAAAGCUCAAAGAAGCCUUGUCCAAGGAACGGGUUGUCGGACGCAACAAGAGGAUUCAACGAAUUGAAUCGCAAAGGAACGAGCGACCGGACGGAGACAUCUGGGAUGGAAACGCCCUCGCAUAUGCUUCCAAGACCAAAGGCAAAUUCUUCGUUGUGGAUACCAAAAACUAAGCGCUUCUUUCUGAAGGAGAAAGAGAUCAAAAUCAGGCACUUUGCACACACGCUGGAAGGCUGAUUCAACUUAGGAGUGACUUACGUGAUUGUUUCAGCUGCUCGAAAUAACCGGGGGCAGUCUGGGCGCUGAGUCAGCCGUGAUCUCAUCUCCGCUGCAAGCGGCGACCU